This is a messenger RNA of Phaethon lepturus (White-tailed tropicbird), 2898 nucleotides long. RefSeq names its product DENN domain-containing protein 4C-like. The record is from RefSeq and is a predicted model, not a curated record. Gene Ontology annotation, biological process: regulation of Rab protein signal transduction. The transcript is spliced from 19 exons. Gene Ontology annotation, molecular function: protein binding. Gene Ontology annotation, cellular component: cytoplasmic vesicle. Lineage: Eukaryota; Metazoa; Chordata; Aves; Phaethontiformes; Phaethontidae. The annotation marks the transcript as partial.
CUGAUAUAACCAUGAUAGAAGACAAAGGUCCACGAGUGGCUGACUAUUUUGUAGUGGCAGGGCUCACUGAUACAGAUACUGCAACCCUUCUGGACCAAGAAAUAAGUCGACAUGAAACAAAGUCAACUGGUCCAAAGGCUCCAAUUACUGACAUUGCUGUGAUAAUUAAAUCAGCUGGUGAAACUGUCCCAGAGGGAUACACCUGUGUUGAAGCCACCCCUACAGCCCUCCAAGCCAACUUAAACUAUGGAAGUCUAAAGAGUCCUGAACUUUUUCUUUGCUACAAGAGAGGCCGGGACAAACCACCUCUUACUGACAUCGGAGUUCUAUAUGAAGGGAAGGAACGCAUCAUUUCAGGCUGCGAGGUGAUUCAAGCUACUCCUUAUGGUCGUUGUGCUAAUGUUAACAACAGUUCAGCUUCUUCUCAACGGAUCUUUAUCACAUAUCGAAGGGCUCCUCCAAUACGACCUCAAAAUUCAUUGGCAGUGACGGAUAUCUGUGUUAUAGUUACCAGCAAAGGAGAAACCCCUCCUCAUACAUUCUGCAAAGUUGAUAAGAAUUUAAACUGUGGUAUGUGGGGUUCCAGUGUAUACCUUUGUUACAAGAAGUCAGUGCCAGCUUCUAACUCUUUAGCAUAUAAAGCUGGCUUAAUUUUCAGAUAUCCUCAAGAGAAUUAUGAGUCAUUCCCACUGUCGGAAUCUGUACCUCUCUUCUGCCUUCCUAUGGGAGCUACUAUUGAGUGCUGGGACCCGCAAACCAAAUAUCCACUACCGGUGUUCUCAACAUUUGUACUGACCUGCUCUUCUGCAGAAAAGGUAUAUGGUGCUGCUAUUCAGUUUUAUGAGCCUUAUCCCCGGGAGCUCCUCACAGAAAAACAGCAAUUGCAGCUAGGUCUCCUGACAGCUGUAGAGAGGAAAGUGGUUACUUCCAAAUCCAUCAAUUCCAACAAGUGCAUCUGCCUUCUCUCACGCUGGCCUUUCUUCGAAGCAUUUCGAAAAUUUCUUAUGUUCAUCUACAAACUCUCUGUCUCUGGACCUCAUCCUCUUCCCAUUGAAAAGCACAUAUCCCAUUUUAUGCACAAUAUACCUUUCCCUUCACCACAAAGGCCAAGAAUUCUUGUGCAGCUUUCUGCCCAUGAUGCAUUAAUACUGUCCCAGCCAGUUUCAACACCAUUGCCAUUAAGUGGAGCAAACUUUAGCACUCUGCUCAUGAAUCUUGGACCGGAAAACUGUGCCACUCUGUUACUCUUUGUGUUACUAGAAGGCAAGAUCCUCCUCCAUUCUCUUCGACCAGCUGUGUUGACAGGAGUUGCUGAAGCUGUAGUAGCUAUGAUCUUUCCAUUUCAGUGGCAAUGUCCAUAUAUACCCCUCUGUCCUUUGUCUCUGGCCACCGUACUCAGUGCACCUGUUCCAUUUAUCGUUGGAGUUGAUUCACGGUACUUUGAUUUGUACGAUCCACCACAGGAUAUUGUGUGCAUUGACUUAGACACAAACAUGGUGUACAUAUCAGAUGAUAAGAAGAGCACCAGCUGGAAGCAAUUUCCUAAGAAGCCAUGUAAAAGUCUGCUCAGCACUUUAAAGAAAUUGCACCCACAACUGGCAGCAGUUCACAGGAAAACUCAAGAAGGCUCUGCAGUGGAGAUGACUCCUAUUGAGGCAGAUUUCUCCUGGCAAAAGAAGAUGAUAGAACUUGAGAUGGAGAUCCAGGAAGCUUUUCUCCGUUUCAUGGCAUCUAUUUUAAAGGGUUACAGAACGUUCCUCAAGCCAAUCACACAGGCACCUUCAAAUAAAGCAACUGCUGCUGAUUCCUUGUUUGAUCAUCAAGGGUUUUUAAAAAGCAGAGACCGUGCCUAUACAAAGUUCUACACGCAUCUCACCAAAACGCAGAUAUUCAGCCGCUUUAUUGAAGAGUGCAGUUUUGUGAGUGACAAAGAUACUGGCUUGGCAUUUUUUGAUGACUGCAUAGAAAAGCUCUUUCCAGAUAAAGGAACAGAAAAAGGAGAGAAGGUUGAUGUAGAUUCCAUUGAAGAUGCACGGUUGAUUGAGCUUGAUGAGUCACAAAAAAGUGAACACACAGUGUUCAUAAUGCCACCAGAACCUCCUGCUGAUGAUGGACAGGACCGAGUGCCAAAAUACAGCUAUAAAAACUUCCCACGACUAGAUUUCAAGCUUUUUGACAGGCCACAGGAGCUCAAGCUCUCCUUCAGCAGACACCCAGCUGGAAGCAGCAUUUCAAAUAGUCCAGCACUCAUGGCAAAGAGGACAAAACAGGAGAUAAAAACAGCCCAUAAAUUAGCCAAGAAGUAUUAUGUAAGCCCCCCACAGUGGGCUAAGUGUCUCUUCAGCCAUAGUUACAGCCUGUGGUUUAUUUGUCUGCCCGCCUACAUCAGAGUUGCACAUCCCAAGGUCAAAGCACUGCAGCAGGCAUACGAUGUUCUAAUUAAAAUGAGGAAAACUGAUGUGGAACCACUAGAUGAGGUCUGCUACAGAGUUGUAAUGCAGCUCUGUGGACUGUGGGGUCAGCCUGUUCAGGCUGUGAGAGUCCUCUUUGAAAUGAAAAAUGCUGGAAUACAGCCAAAUGCCAUCACCUACGGUUAUUACAAUAAGGCAGUUUUAGAGUCUCCUUGGCCUAGCAGUAACCGCAGUGGCAUAUUCCUGUGGACAAAGGUACGAAAUGUAGUUCGUGGCACAGCACAAUUUAGGCACUGCUUAAAGAAAACAACGCAGAGCCCACAAGUACCUGUGAUAUCAGCUCUGCGGAGUACCACAGGUGGAAGUGAUGGGGACAUGGUGAGCCAUGGUAGCGUGGAUAGUUCUAAUGAUGCUAACAGUGGGGAGCACACUCUCUUCGUCAGUGACUUAGUCAGGCUUGAUUCCAUUGAUAAUCACUCUAGCACAG